Cinclus cinclus is the source of this 1164-nucleotide messenger RNA. RefSeq names its product RIC3 acetylcholine receptor chaperone (gene RIC3). The record is from RefSeq and is a predicted model, not a curated record. Lineage: Eukaryota; Metazoa; Chordata; Aves; Passeriformes; Cinclidae. Gene Ontology annotation, biological process: protein localization to cell surface; synaptic transmission, cholinergic. Gene Ontology annotation, cellular component: intracellular membrane-bounded organelle; neuron projection; neuronal cell body. The transcript is spliced from 6 exons. Bases 1 to 1164 code for a protein of 387 amino acids.
AUGGCGGCCUGGACGUGUUGCCGGGUGGCCGCCGUGUCCUGCUUGGUUCUCUGCGUCUCCCUCCUCCUGCCUCGCACCUUCCUGCCCCGGGCCGGCGGCAGGCAGGAGCCCGGCGCGGCGCCGCCCGAGGGGAAGCUCGGUCGCUUUCCACCGAGGAUGCAUUCCCACACCGCUCCUGAUGGCCGAGCUGUCCCUCAUUUUCCAAGGUCUCACCUUACUGAAGCAGUUGCCAAAGCCAAGGCAGGUGGAGGUGGUAGUGGAAGCACUGGUGGAAAUGGAAGAGGUCUUGUGGGACAGAUUAUCCCUAUAUAUGGAUUCGGCAUCUUCUUAUAUAUUCUGUACAUUUUAUUUAAGCUGGCUUCCAAGGGAAGAACUACUCCUGCAGAACGGAAAUGCCCCACUGCUACACCUGGGAACAUGAAGAGGAAAAUCACUGACUAUGAGCUCACUCAGCUCCAGGAAAGACUGAGAGAGACAGAAGAAGCGAUGGAAAAAUUAAUCAACAGAGUAGGACCUAUGCAUGACAGCAGGACUCAAAAUGUUACAACAGACCAGGAAAAAAUGUUACUUCAACAACUCCGAGAAAUUACUAGAGUUAUGAAAGAAGGAAAAUUCAUAGAUGACAUCUCUCCUGAGAAGGAAGCUGAGGAAGCUCCUUACAUGGCAGAUUGGGAAGGUUAUCCAGAAGAGACCUAUCCUGUCUACGAUAAUUCCGAUUGCUUCAAACGCAAACAGGACACAAUCCUUGUAGAUUACCCUGACCUGAGCCAGCCCUCUCCAGAAGAGCUGGCAGAAAGAAUGGAGGGCAUGGAAGAUGAGGAGUAUCCUUAUGAUGAAACCCUGCUAAGUGAUCUCACCACAGGAAUGGGUGGUCAGGAUUUAAUGCAGAAACAGGAUGAUGUAAUCCUUGCCACAGAGGAGAAAAGUGACCUUCCUCCCAGCCAGAGCACUGGGGAGUGCUGCUGUUGCUGUGAUGAUGAUCCUGCUGUCAUAGCAGAGAAUGCUGGAUUCCACUCUGAGAGCUGCAGUGAAGUAGAAGAGACCAGCCAAGAGGACCUGUCUGUGGAGUCAGAAAAUGAAAAUGCAGCACUGGAAAAGCAAAAAGUCAGUGAUUUAGAGGAGACAGCCACACUGAGAAAGCGCAACACCAAAGUCCUUGAUUGA